UGCGUUAUACUUUUGGGAGAAGGGAGGGCCGUAGUCAGCUUAUUUUCAUCAACAAGGUGAGAAAGAGAGGAAAGAAGAGGGGGAAAGAGAAAACAGAAACUACCCGGAUAGGAGAGCAGUAGCAGUGCACUGGGACUCUAUCCGAGAAGCAUGGAUUAUUCAUUUUAAAAAGCCUAGGCUUUAUUAAAUAUUAAACACGUUUUUUAAAGACGCAGGAACUAAGGGAUUGAUUCCUGCUGGGAUUUACAGUAAAAGCGGGUAGCCUUCACCAACGUGACGACGCGACUUGAUUUGGAUUCGGGGCUCCACCGUUUGGCUAUGCGUUGUUGGUUAGAAAGCUCCGCUGCAGUGUUCGCAUAGGGAUGGUACCCCUACGGGUUCACUAACGGACCGAUCCCAUAUCCACCCUCACCCCGGGAACGUGCGAACUAAUAUGCAAUGGUUUUUUGUCCAGAAAUCCCCUGCGUUUCGCCGACUACACGCUAGCUCCGCAUGUCUGUCUGCCGCACCGCUCCCCCUGUGCGGCAGAUGCGAUCUAAAGAGUCUAUUUGGGCUUCUGACGCGCCGGCCAGGCGGCAGCAGCAGUACCCGCAACAGCGAUACCGUUAAGGAGCAGGAGCAAGUGGAGGAAACUGCAGCAUUCGCCUUCAUUCUGAGGUAUAACGAAGCGUUUCUGCAGCUAAGCGCCAACGCGAAGGACCCGGGGAUUCAUCUGUUCUGUUCUAUGGUCCAGCUGGUUGGGCCGAGUCGCAGAGCUAAGCCCAACGGGACCUGGCUGUUAUGCAAGCGGGGGGAGCGAGUCCCCAUGAGGGUGUCUAGGCUGCUGGAGCGCUCCUCGACCAAAUCAAUGAGGUUUCUUUGGAACAUUUACAGCAAAGGAUCGCAUAUGCUGCAGUGUCUUUGUGGCAAGAGUCUCAAGAAAACCAAGAACCCAACUGAUCCACAGCUUAAGGGCAUAGUGACCAGGUUGUACUGCAGACAGGGAUACUACUUGCAGAUGAACCCAGAUGGAUGUCUGGACGGGACCAAAGAUGACGGCACUAACUCCUCUUUGUUCAACCUCAUCCCAGUGGGCCUUCGAGUGGUGGCCAUCCAGUCAGUCAAGAUGGGUCUGUACAUCGCCAUGAACGGGGAGGGACACCUCUACUCAUCAGAGCUGUUUACAGCAGAGUGUAAGUUUAAGGAGUCUGUGUUUGAGAACUACUAUGUGAUCUACUCGUCGAUGCUGUACAGACAGAAUGAGUCUGGGAGGGCCUGGUUCUUGGGCCUGAACAAGGAAGGACAGCCCAUGAAGGGCAACCGAGUGAAAAAGACCAAACCAGCCGCUCACUUCCUGCCCAAACCUAUAGAAGUUGCGAUGUACAAGGAGCCGUCGUUGCACGACGUCAGGGAGACAUUGCCUAAAGUUGCCGGAGUCCCGCCCAGCAAAAGCACAACCAGCGAACCAGUGGCCAUGAACGGGGGCAAACCAAUCAACAAACCCGACCCGAAGGAGACUGCAACAUAACCCUGCCCCCUCCUCUCCCCCCGCACGACAGAGACUUAAGACUCUGCCCACUGCACUCAAACUCUCACCUUGAUUGGUCAAUUAUGGGCUAAGUCCCACCUCCUCUCUCUUUCUCUCGCUCAUUCUCUCUCUCUCUCUCUCUCUCUCUCUUUCUCUUUUUGGCUGAUUCGGUGCAGUGGUGUUCGAGAUGAGGAAAUGGACCACUCCAUUUGGGGGAUGGGGGAGGUGGAAGGGAGAAGAGGAGGGGAGAAGGAGAAGGAGGAGGAAGGGAAGGAGGAGGAGGGGGAUUGGCUGAUUUGUAUCGGCUAGAUAAACUACAAACUUGGACAGCAGAAUGCCCUACCUACGUGAUAUGGAAUGCCUUUUUCAAAUCCUUACGAUUAUUUUUCUGUGACAAUCUGUGAGAAUGAUGACGAAGUGUUUUUCCCCUCUUCCUUUUUGCCAGGUAGCCUUGCCUGCUGAUGG
Oncorhynchus masou masou (cherry salmon) is the source of this 1972-nucleotide messenger RNA. RefSeq names its product fibroblast growth factor 14-like. Gene Ontology annotation, cellular component: nucleus; cytoplasm. The transcript is spliced from 5 exons. Gene Ontology annotation, biological process: regulation of voltage-gated sodium channel activity. Lineage: Eukaryota; Metazoa; Chordata; Actinopteri; Salmoniformes; Salmonidae. Gene Ontology annotation, molecular function: growth factor activity; sodium channel regulator activity. The coding region runs from base 434 to 1507 and encodes 357 amino acids. The record is from RefSeq and is a predicted model, not a curated record.